Salvia hispanica is the source of this 1521-nucleotide messenger RNA. RefSeq names its product Protein kinase superfamily protein (gene AME3). NCBI's taxonomy places the organism in Eukaryota, Viridiplantae, Streptophyta, Magnoliopsida, Lamiales, Lamiaceae. Gene Ontology annotation, molecular function: protein serine/threonine kinase activity; ATP binding. Gene Ontology annotation, cellular component: nucleus. The record is from RefSeq and is a predicted model, not a curated record. Gene Ontology annotation, biological process: protein phosphorylation.
CACUCUUAUCCUUACAAGAAUCUGUUCUUCAACUUUUUCCCUAAAAAAAUAUUCACUAAGCUAUCGGAUUCGCCUCUUACAGGCGAAUUUACGGUUGCAGAUAUUCUGUCACACUCGUAAUAAUUUCAUUCUGAUUGGAUAUACACACACAAGCGUCCAUAUUGCUGUGUGUAUGCGAUUGCCAUACGAAUUCGGUGCCUGAGAAAUCAAAUUAAUGGCGGAAGUGAAUCAAGGGCGGCAAGCUCGCAAACGGCGCCGUUCGACGUGGGACGUAGCUCCGUCUGGGCAGCCGGAGGCUGAUGAAAGGGAUUGUGGGGAUGACGAAACCAGGGCGCCGCCGGUGCUGCGGAGACAUGUGUCGCCGCCGAAGAGGGAUGAUGAUCCCAAUGGGCAUUACGUGUUUAGCCUCGGCGAGAAUCUCACAUCUAGAUAUAAGAUACUUGGCAAGAUGGGUGAAGGCACCUUUGGUCGAGUAUUGGAUUGUUGGGACCGUCAUACACGAGAAUAUGUGGCUAUCAAAAUUGUUAGAAGCAUAAGAAAGUACCGUGAUGCAGCAAUGAUCGAGAUUGACGUGCUUCAGCGCCUUGCUAAGUAUGACAAAAAAGAGUCGCAUUGUGUGAAGAUGCAUAGGUGGUUUGAUUAUCGCAAUCAUAUAUGCAUAGUCUUUGAGAAGCUCGGACCAAGUUUAUUUGAUUUUCUAAAGAGAAAUAAAUACUCCCCCUUUCCUGUGGAUCUUGUUCGAGAGUUUGGGCGCCAGCUUUUGGAAUCUGUAGCAUAUAUGCACGAUUUACGGUUAAUCCACACUGAUCUGAAGCCAGAAAAUAUACUUCUUGUCUCUUCUGAGUUUGUUAAGCUUCCUGUCUGCAAGAAAACGUCAGAUGAAACAAAUUCCAGGUGCUUACCAAAGUCAAGUGCCAUUAAGCUGAUUGAUUUUGGUAGUACUGCUUUUGAUAGUCAGCUUCAUAGCUCCAUUGUCUCAACAAGGCAUUACAGGGCACCUGAGAUCAUUUUAGGUUUAGGAUGGACGCACUCUUGUGAUAUUUGGAGUGUUGGUUGCAUACUUGUGGAGCUUUGCACGGGUGAAGCACUUUUCCAAACACAUGAGAACCUGGAACAUUUAGCUAUGAUGGAGAGGGUUUUGGGACCACUGCCAGAGCAUAUGAUUCAAAAAGCGACCAAAGGUGCUGAAAAAUAUUUCAGACGAUCCAGACUGAACUGGCCCGAGGGAGCAGUUUCCAGGGAUAGCAUCCGUGCUGUGAGGAAGCUAGACCUAUUGAAGAAUCUCGUGUCAAGGCAUGCUGAUUCCUCCAGAUCCUCUCUCGUGAACUUGUUGCACGGCUUGCUGAAGUUUGAACCAUCCGAACGUCUCACUGCUCGGGAGGCGCUGGAGCAUCCUUUCUUUAAGGAACCAGCUUAGAAAUUCCUCACCUUGCGUGUAAAAACACGUGUUUGAUCUAUAUCUAGCUCUGUAGCAAGUAAAACGAUCAUGAUAUAACAGUAUCUUUAUUUUUGCUGUGUCUA